Messenger RNA from Lindgomyces ingoldianus, 261 nucleotides. RefSeq lists its product as uncharacterized. NCBI's taxonomy places the organism in Eukaryota, Fungi, Ascomycota, Dothideomycetes, Pleosporales, Lindgomycetaceae. Gene Ontology annotation, biological process: regulation of DNA-templated transcription. The transcript has a single exon. The record is from RefSeq and is a predicted model, not a curated record. Gene Ontology annotation, molecular function: DNA-binding transcription factor activity, RNA polymerase II-specific; zinc ion binding. The annotation marks the transcript as partial.
AUGACUUCCCAGGGACAAGAAGGGGGACAGGCCGAUAGCAAGGCUGGUCCGAGCAAGGAAGGCAGUUAUCUCGCUCAACCUGGGCAAACCCUUUCCCAAGAGGCUUCGUCGGAGGAAGAGGUUCCUCCCAGAGCUUCCCGCAAGUUGACCAAAACCAGCUGCCUGACCUGCCGCAAGAGACGCAUCAAGUGCGGCGAAGAGCGGCCGACCUGUGCCAACUGUAUCAAGUCCAAACGCCAAUGCGAAGGCUAUAGCCCGCGC